AUGCCCUCUACUAAAUCUUUUUACUCAUCAAAAAGUGAAUCAGCUACAGGAAUACGAAAGAAAAAAACUCGUACUGUAUUCUCCAGAGGCCAGGUUAGUCUGUUGGAAGCAGCAUUCAACGCACAUCGAUAUCUCAACAGUCAGCAACGUACAGAUUUGGCUAGAACACUGAGCCUUACUGAAACACAAGUGAAGAUAUGGUUUCAGAAUCGGAGAAAUAAGUGGAAAAGAAUAAUUGGGACUAUGGAUUGUAACGAACCAACCGACAACCAAACCAAUAACAACCAAAAAAAUAAUUUAUCUAUUCUGCCAGCUUUACCAUCACUCCAACACCAAAAUAUUGAGCAAUAUGCUGUCUCAAAUUUCCCUCUUGCUGGAGUAAAUGGCCAUUAUGAGCAGUCUUCUUCGAUAAAUUUAAAUAUCGCAAUCACCAACACAACAGCAAACACCAACAUUCAUGCUUCAACAAGCUCAGCGUCUCUUGCUUUCGUUUUUCACUUCGACAACUUCGCAAUCAACAAUCGCUUCACCCCCGCCAUCGGUACUAUCACAAUCUUUUAUUGA
Molecule: messenger RNA, 564 nt
Organism: Meloidogyne enterolobii
Lineage: Eukaryota; Metazoa; Nematoda; Chromadorea; Rhabditida; Meloidogynidae
Source: the annotation of a GenBank genome assembly